AGACGAGUCCUCCCACGUGCUAUAUCCGGUCCGUGCGCCUCGCUUCAGUCUCUUAUACCGCGUGGAGUAGAGAGGAGGGAAGAUGGCGGAGGGAGAAGGAUCCAAGAAGAAGUCCAAGAAACGGCGGAGCCAGACUGCGGGAGAGAUAGCUGUAAGUUCGGAGGGGGAGAUGAGUGAUUGUACGACUCUUUCAUGUGUGAAGGGGGGAGGGGAGCACAUGGUGAGGCCGCUCCUGCUGAAGAACUUUGACAAGCUGAAUGUUCGGACAGCACACUACACCCCGAUUCCGUCCGGCUCCAACCCCCUGAAGAGAGACAUUUCCGAGUAUAUUAAAACAGGAUUCAUAAACCUCGAUAAACCAGCCAACCCAUCAUCACACGAGGUGGUAGCAUGGAUCCGAAGAAUUCUACGCGUGGAGAAAACCGGUCACAGCGGCACGUUGGACCCGAAGGUGACGGGCUGUUUGAUUGUAUGCAUCGACCGCGCAACCAGACUCGUCAAAUCCCAGCAGAGCGCUGGCAAAGAAUAUGUCGGUAUUGUGCGACUUCACAACGCUCUGGAGAACGAGCAGCAGCUUUCAAGGGCUAUGGAGACACUCACCGGUGCCCUCUUUCAGCGACCGCCUCUAAUAGCUGCUGUGAAGAGACAGCUGCGUGUAAGAACAAUUUAUGAGAGCAAACUCAUAGAAUACGAUCCAGAGCGUCGACUAGGUAUAUUCUGGGUAAGCUGCGAAGCGGGGACGUACAUCCGUACCCUGUGCGUUCACCUUGGCUUGCUGCUCGGGGUUGGAGGACAGAUGCAGGAGCUGCGCCGAGUUCGUUCGGGUGUCCAAGGCGAGAAGGAUAACCUUGUCACGAUGCACGACGUGUUGGAUGCUCAGUGGCAGUACGACAACAAUAAAGAUGAAAGCUACCUUCGUAGGGUUGUCUUUCCACUGGAAAAGCUGAUGGUGUCCCAUAAAAGAUUGGUGAUGAAGGACAGUGCGGUUAAUGCGAUCUGUUAUGGAGCAAAGAUCAUGCUGCCCGGACUUCUGAGAUAUGAGGACGGCAUAGAAAUGAAUCAGGAUAUCGUGGUGAUAACAACCAAAGGAGAAGCCAUCUGCAUUGGUACUGCCCUCAUGACCACUGCAGUGAUCUCCACGUGUGACCACGGUAUUGUGGCGAAGAUUAAACGCGUCAUUAUGGAGAGGGACAUUUAUCCACGCAAGUGGGGUCUGGGUCCUAAGGCAAGUCAGAAGAAGAUGAUGAUUCAGAAGGGUCUGCUCGACAAACACGGCAAAGCCAAUGAAAAUACUCCAGACCGUUGGCGGGACGAGUACGUUGACUACGGUGCCCGGCCGAAACCGGCGGUAGAGACCCCUGCGCCUGCUAAGAGAAAGCAUGUGAGUGACACGGAGAGCGACGCAGCGACUCCAAAGCAAUCACAGAAAAAGAAAAAGAAGAAGCAGCAGGAGGAGGAAGCAGCCGCCGCCGAAGAGGAAGUGCAGGUCAAGGAGGAGGAGGAGGAGGGCGGCGCCGAGGAAUGUACUGAAGUCAAAAAGAAAAAGAAGAAAAAACACAAAAUAGUACAAGAGGAGGAACAAGCUAAUGGUGCAACCAAAAGCGCGAAGAAGAAAAAGAAGAAACGCCGAGAAGAAGACGAGUGA
This is a messenger RNA of Nanorana parkeri, 1645 nucleotides long. RefSeq names its product dyskerin pseudouridine synthase 1 (gene DKC1). Gene Ontology annotation, cellular component: box H/ACA snoRNP complex. The transcript has 17 exons. Gene Ontology annotation, biological process: snRNA pseudouridine synthesis; box H/ACA sno(s)RNA 3'-end processing; mRNA pseudouridine synthesis. NCBI's taxonomy places the organism in Eukaryota, Metazoa, Chordata, Amphibia, Anura, Dicroglossidae. The record is from RefSeq and is a predicted model, not a curated record. Gene Ontology annotation, molecular function: RNA binding; pseudouridine synthase activity. The coding region runs from base 83 to 1645 and encodes 520 amino acids.